AUGUCAUCCCCCUCCGUUAAGCAACAUCCACCUGGAUACCUGGAUGAGUUCUGUGGGGUUCAGCUGAUCGCAGUAGCUGUGACCUUGAUUAUCCUGGAAGUCAUCUUUGCAACUGUACGCUUCGCUGUGCAAAUGAGACAGGGAAGAAAAUGGGGGGUUGAUGACUGGCUUAUGUUGCCAGCUCUUCUGGCCAAUAUCUGUCUAUGUAUCUCUGGCAUACUUAUGGUCCAUCUCGCUGGGGUGGGAUAUCAUAUCGAAAAGGUCAACGAAACACCCUCAAAACUUGGAAGCUUCUUGAAAGGACACUUCGCUGGUAUUUGGAUCUGGGGGCUGGCUACAGCUCUACCCAAGCUGGCCAUGUUGGCUUUCUACCUCCGCUUCUUCAAGUCUCGAUCCGAGCGAAUCACUACCUACAUCAUUAUGCUCAUCAUCGUGCUGCACUAUCUUAUUAUCGGUUUUGCCAACACGUUCGGGUGUACACCUAUGAGUUAUCGAUUUGAUCCAGUCUUGGCGAGCAAGGUUCAGUGCUUCAACAUGCGAGCCUUCUAUCGCUGGAUGUCCUUUCCGAACAUCGUCACGGACGUGAUGAUGCUGGCCUUACCUCUUCCUAUGGUGUAUCGACUCAACACUACCCGAAGUCAAAAGAUCGGACUUGGCAUCAUAUUCGCAACUGGUGGAAUAGGCCUUAUCACAUCCUGCUGCAGAUUCGGAAUCUUCUUUGGCAUUGACGGGCACGAUGACGAUACGUGGACUUCGGUUCCCUACAACAUCUGGACAGAAGUCGAGCCCGGGGUGUACUUUCUUGCGGCGUGUAUGCCUGCCUUCCCGCCACUGAUCCACUCUCUCCGAAGUCGGUUCGCGAAACCAAGCAGAAGUGGGGCAAAGAACUAUCCUGGCCACAAUAAUGAUAUCGCCCUCCACACUAUCGGAGGAAGCAAUCGAUUCCAUGAUUCUGUUCCUCUCACUCCGUCCAACACACGUCGAGCUUUCUCUCCGAUGCUCGAGGAUGAAGAGCUAGCCUUGGACACCGUCGUGACAAACUAUGAUACUGGAGCGUUCCUAAGUAGCGUCGCUAGUGGUGGUGUGGAGCUUGCUGGAAGUGAGUUUUCACGGACUUCUGGAUCGCUGCGCCCUCCCAAGAAGAUUCGCAUCACGAAAACGAUAACUGUUCAACACGGAUUGCUGGGCUCCAUGGACAGGUUCUGA
Aspergillus homomorphus CBS 101889 is the source of this 1206-nucleotide messenger RNA. RefSeq lists its product as uncharacterized. NCBI's taxonomy places the organism in Eukaryota, Fungi, Ascomycota, Eurotiomycetes, Eurotiales, Aspergillaceae. The record is from RefSeq and is a predicted model, not a curated record. Bases 1 to 1206 code for a protein of 401 amino acids. The transcript has 3 exons.